This is a messenger RNA of Ilex paraguariensis (yerba mate), 1365 nucleotides long. Lineage: Eukaryota; Viridiplantae; Streptophyta; Magnoliopsida; Aquifoliales; Aquifoliaceae. The record is from the annotation of a GenBank genome assembly.
AUGGAUCAGUACAAGCAUUUUAGCCACAUCCAUGGCCUACUUUUCCACCAGAUGCCACAAGGUUCAGAAAUCCAUUGCUCAGGUUGCAACUCCUCUGGUUCAGGAUGUGUCUAUGUGUGCUGGCAAUGCAAUUUCUUUCUUCAUGAACAGUGCUUUCAAGCAAACCGAUCUAUGAAACACCCAUAUCACCCCACCCACUCUCUAACCCUUGUCCCAUAUCCAACUUAUCCCUCUAAUUCCUUCUUCUGCAAUUCCUGCUGCCAAGUUGGAACUGGGUUUUCUUACAGCUGUUCAGAAUGCGAGUUUGAUCUCCAUGUCCAUUGUGCUUACAUGACUCAAACAACACCCCAUGUAUCUCAACCUUAUGGAGGCUCAGUGUACGAGACUGAUCUUAUUAUUCCAGGGUCCGAGGAGCCUCAGAUGUACGCAGUCGCAGCCUCACCAUUAACUCCUAAAUCACAAUGGAACAACCAAACUGAGACGUUAAGGCUCACCCUCGAAUCUCAUCCCAAUGGCCCUUACCAAAAUCAGUCUAUCCCCAAUGAAACACCAACUUUUAAUGCUCAAUAUACUUGCAUGCCUCAAACUCUGCCCAGUGUUAAUGCCCCAGACUUUUCUGCUAGUCCUCAGAUGCCACCACCGGCACCGGCAAAUCAGCCAGGGAAUGUUCUUUACCAUAAAACCAAUCAAAUGAAGAUACAGGAGACAAAGAAUCACAGUCAUCACCAUUCCUUCAAUCCAUCUGAAGAGGUGAAGGAAGGUUUGAAGGUUUCUUCCGGUGGUGAACAAGACCCUUUGGUGGCUAACGGCCGCCCCGGGCAGUCGUGGAACCACCACAAUUUGACGGAAGAGAUUCAGCACAAAUCUCAUCCCAACCACCGUCUUGUGCUCCUCCCAACCCCACCAUACAAAGACGAUGGUGCCUUCACUUGCAAUGCUUGUUUCAAAACUGGCACUGAUCUUGUCUACCACUGCUCAAUUUGCAAAUUUGACCUACACGUCGACUGUGCCACCUUGCCGGAGACUAUGAACCGUGAAGAUCAUGAACACCCACUCACUCUUCUGUUUUCCUCUCCUUUCAAAAAUGGGGAAGAAGGGAAAGAGAACUUGAUCUUUGUCUGUGAUGUUUGUCAUAGUACUGUCCAAGAAAGUUGUUGGGUUUAUUACUGUAAGUGUAAAGAAUGUGAUUACGGGACUCAUGUGGAUUGUGUAGCAGAUGAGGAACGCCCAGAAAGAAAAUCAGAAGUGGGUUCAGUUCUUGCAGCUCAGAUGGAGUUGCAAAGGCUUAAGAUUCAGAUGCAAAUGGCUACCCAAAAUGCACAAUUGAUGGCCAGCUUUGGACAAAAUUUGGCCAACCUAGUUUAG